UUUUUUUCCCUUUCUUUUCUCCUUUUUUUUUUUAUUCUUUAUUUCUUUCUUCUUUUUUCUUUUUUUUUCUAUCAACUCAGCAAAAUGAUGAAUGUGAUAGGUGCAAGUGUAUCAGAAGCAACCUUGACUUCUCAUCAUGAAACAAGAGAUAUUGUUUUACCCAAUCAAACGGAUCAUGUUCCUCAAGUGGCUGUAGAUAUAGGUGGGUCAUUGGCCAAAGUAGUUUAUUAUACCCCUUCUUCACCUUCCAAAGGUGGACGACUUCAUUUCAAGAUAUUCGAAACUGAACGCAUAGAUGACUGUAUUGACUUUAUUGCCAAAUUGAUGACCUCAGCAAGGGCUCUGGCUCCUAAUAUCAACCAAGUAUUACAAGCAACAGGUGGUGGUGCUCAUUUAUUUUAUAACUUACUGAAACGACGAUUACCUGGUGUGGUCAUUGAAAAGGACGAUGAAAUGGAAUGUCUUGUUGCUGGUCUAAGUUUCUUUAUUACUGAAAUACCCUAUGAAGUCUUUACCUAUAAUGAAUUAGAUACUAAUCCUAUUCAAUUUGAAGAAACUCCAAAGAACAUAUACCCUUACAUGAUUGUCAAUAUUGGUUCAGGGGUUAGUAUAUUGAAAGUGACAGGACCAAAUCAAUUCACACGUAUUAGUGGCACAUCGCUGGGCGGUGGGACUCUAUGGGGUUUAUUAUCCUUAUUGACAGACGCUGGUUCAUUUGAUGAUAUGUUAGCCAUGUCAAAGGAUGGGGAUAAUCGAAAUGUCGAUCUAUUGGUAGGUGAUAUUUACGGAACAGAUUACAGCAAGCUGGGAUUGAAAUCGUCCAGGAUCGCCUCCAGUUUUGGCAAGGUAUUCAAGAAAGGUGUUCGACAAAAUAAAUCAAGUUUUGAACAAUCUGAUAUAGCGAAAAGUCUACUUUAUAUGGUCAGUAAUAAUAUUGGACAAAUUGCCUAUUUGAAUGCUCAACAACAUGACAUUAAACGUAUUUAUUUCGGUGGUUGCUUUAUUCGAGGUCAUCCAAUCACAAUGAAUACUUUGUCUUAUGCCAUCAAGUUCUGGUCCAAUGGUGAUAUGAAGGCUUUAUUUUUACGUCAUGAAGGUCAUCUAGGUGCUACUGGUGCUUUUCUGAAACAUCGUACUUUACCAAAAUCAAAUCUUUCUUGUGCAUUCCCUAUUUAAUAUAUAUAUACGUAUAUAAUCCAACAAUUCAUUCUAGUACAAUUUAUUCCAUAGUUUAGAUUUUUAUAAGAAAUAGUAUAUAGUUGAUAUUUUAUUUUAUUUUUACAAUAAUAUAUAAAAAAA
This is a messenger RNA of Halteromyces radiatus, 1299 nucleotides long. RefSeq names its product pantothenate kinase. Lineage: Eukaryota; Fungi; Mucoromycota; Mucoromycetes; Mucorales; Cunninghamellaceae. The record is from RefSeq and is a predicted model, not a curated record. The transcript has 7 exons. Bases 85 to 1176 code for a protein of 363 amino acids. Gene Ontology annotation, cellular component: nucleus; cytosol. Gene Ontology annotation, biological process: coenzyme A biosynthetic process. Gene Ontology annotation, molecular function: pantothenate kinase activity; ATP binding.